CAAUAACCCUGCGUACUUCCUUUCCCAAAACCUAUCUAUAUCUAUCUCCCCAUUUCUCCCCUGCCGUCUCCAUUAGAGAGAAAACUGAAAAAAAGUCUACUCCCAAACAUAAAAAUGGUGAAGUGUAUGAAACCAGGUAAAGCAGUGAUCUUGCUACAAGGGCGUUAUGCAGGUAGGAAGGCAGUGAUUGUGCGCAACUUCGAUGAAGGAACUCGGGACAGACCAUACGGACACUGUCUUGUUGCUGGAAUCAACAAAUACCCAAAAAAGGUGAUACGCAAAGAUUCAGCAAAGAAACAGGCUAAGAAAUCGAGGGUUAAAUGCUUUGUUAAGGUUGUUAAUUACACUCACAUCAUGCCUACUCGUUACACUCUUGAUGUAGAUCUCAAGGAUGUUGUUUCUUCUGAUGUUCUUCAGUCUAAAGAUAAGAAAGUUACUGCUGCUAAGGAGACUAAGACAAGGUUUGAGGACAGAUUUAAGACUGGAAAGAAUCGUUGGUUUUUCUCCAAACUCAGGUUCUAAUUGUGGGUGUUCAUUCUGUUGAACGAACUAUGUUUAUCAUAUUAGAUCUAUUUACUUUUUAGCCAAUUUUAAGGAUUUUGUUUAGUUUUGAUGUCAUUUAGAGGAUUUAGUGAUACGGGAAACCCUUUUAUUGAUGUUAAGUUUGAUAAA
Molecule: messenger RNA, 672 nt
Organism: Beta vulgaris subsp. vulgaris (sugar beet)
Lineage: Eukaryota; Viridiplantae; Streptophyta; Magnoliopsida; Caryophyllales; Amaranthaceae
Product: 60S ribosomal protein L27-1
Exons: 1
Coding region: 115-522 (135 amino acids)
Biological process (GO): translation
Cellular component (GO): ribosome; cytosolic large ribosomal subunit
Molecular function (GO): structural constituent of ribosome
Source: RefSeq, a predicted model, not a curated record